Molecule: messenger RNA, 1728 nt
Organism: Dromiciops gliroides (monito del monte)
Lineage: Eukaryota; Metazoa; Chordata; Mammalia; Microbiotheria; Microbiotheriidae
Product: SH2B adapter protein 1-like
Exons: 1
Coding region: 19-1728 (569 amino acids)
Biological process (GO): intracellular signal transduction
Cellular component (GO): plasma membrane
Molecular function (GO): transmembrane receptor protein tyrosine kinase adaptor activity
Source: RefSeq, a predicted model, not a curated record
CAUCUCAUCUGGCUCAUCAUGAAUGGUGCCCCUUCCCCUGAGGAUGGCGCUGCCCCUUCUCCUCACCCUCUCCCAUCACCACCACCUUCCCCAGGUUGGCAGGAGUUCUGUGAAUCCCAGGCUCGGGAAGCAGCCCUGGACUGUGCCCGACGCUUCUGCCUCUACUGGGCUUCCCAUCCCCAAUACUCUGGGGAUGAGGCAACCUUCUCCCGACGUUUUGCUCUGCUCUUCUUGCAGCAUUUUGAGGCAGAGGUGGCCCAGACCUCAGGUUCCCUUUUAUCAUCUGGUCGGAUGCUCCUUAGUCUUGGUGAGGAAACCCCAUCAAGUGGUCCUUCCCUGCAGAGCUGUGGGAACAGUGAGCCUCUGACUGUGUGGGGUCGUUCUCGAUCCUCUGAAGACCAGGCUGGCCCUCUCCCUUCCUCGAUGGCUUCAAACUCUUCAAAGCCUCAGGUGAAGAAACGCUUCUCCCUGCGCUCAUUUGGCCGCUCAGUCCAAGGGAUCUUCCAGUGGCGGGGAGCGGGUGACCCCCCCUCUGCAGUUGGACCUUUGGAGAGCUCUGCCUCAGGGCCACCUGACCUGGGUGAAAACAGCAACUCCCACUCCUCUGAUGGGGGUGAUAGCAUCAGUGAGGGGCCAACUAGUGGUGGGGCACCUGGAGAAAGCUUUGAGAUGGAGACAAUAAGUAGGGGAGGGGAACCCUUGGAGACCUCAGCCUCUGGGCUCCCUGUCCUGGGUGAGGGUGGUAGUGCCAGUGAGGAGUCAACUAGCCGUGGGGCAGAGGGGCCCUUCAAGGUUGGGACAAGGACAGAGCACAGACAGGAGCUGCCCUUGGCACCUAGGGAGAGCCACGUGGACCUGCCUCAGGGGGCCUGUGGGGGCCUCUCAGACCAUCCCUCAGCUUCUGUCUCCCCCAGCUCUGCCUCCACUGCUGCCUCCUAUUAUUACUCAACUGAACUGAUACCCCCUGAGGUGUCUUCCCGAUUCCCCAUUAAAAAGGGGCCCCCAGUGGGGAAAACUAACCUCCCACCAACCCCUUAUGCUCCAGACACCACAGGCUCCUUCCUGUCUCAGGAGGAGGCAGAUGGAGGUGAUAGGGACGACCUCCUCUCAGAGUACCCUUGGUUCCAUGGAACCAUCCCUAGACUCCAAGCUGCUGAGCUAGUACUUGAAGGGGGUGCUGCCAGCCGAGGUGUCUACCUGGUACGUAAAAGCAACAAGAAGAUAGGGAAGUAUGUCCUCACAUUCAACUUUGAGGGCAGGGUCAAACACCGUCUUCUUACCCUGAAUGACAGUGGUCAGUGCCAGGUGCGGCACCUCUUCUUCUCCACAGUCUGUGACAUGCUGGCAUAUUUCAGUGUCCACCCUAUUCCUGUGGAGUCUGAGCCCUUCAGCCACGUUACCCUUACCAGCUAUGUUAAGGCACCACAGUGGCCAAAAGGCAGGGAACGGGCAGAGGGAGUGCCCAGGAGGAUGGGGUCCACUCAGGAGCCAUCAAUAACUCCUUCCUAUAUGGAGGAAUACACCCACAUAUCCAGGUCCCCCUUUCUCUCUGGCCCUGGGCCAGGACCCAGGAUGGACCCUCCCCAGAGAGGUACAACUGCUCCCCUUGCCCUUGAUUGUCUAGGGGUGGACCUGCUGUUAGAAAAAAGGCCAGAGCCCACCAUGCACAAAGUAGAGUUAGAAGUAGAGGACAAUACAGAAAUUGGGAUGAGCAAAGUCCUAACCUAA